Messenger RNA from Zingiber officinale, 1069 nucleotides. Its product is annotated as Golgi SNAP receptor complex member 1-2-like. The record is from RefSeq and is a predicted model, not a curated record. The transcript has 6 exons. Bases 137 to 826 code for a protein of 229 amino acids. Gene Ontology annotation, cellular component: Golgi membrane; SNARE complex; cis-Golgi network. NCBI's taxonomy places the organism in Eukaryota, Viridiplantae, Streptophyta, Magnoliopsida, Zingiberales, Zingiberaceae. Gene Ontology annotation, molecular function: SNAP receptor activity. Gene Ontology annotation, biological process: vesicle fusion; endoplasmic reticulum to Golgi vesicle-mediated transport.
CAAAUUACCGUCCGUCGGAUUUUGUUUUUUCUUUGUGCAAGAUCGAGAAAAAAAAUGUGAAUCUGGAGGAAGGAGCGAACUCCAAUCGCCAUUGGAAAUUCUAGGCGAGAGCUAGCGGAGUCGCGAUCUGAGAAUCAUGGCGGUCGCAGCCUCGCCGGCCGGCGACUGGGACGAGCUGCGGAGAGAAGCACGGCGGAUCGAAGGCGACCUCGACGUCCGCCUCUCCUCUUACGCUAAACUCGGAGGUUAUUCGGAUCCGAAGAGCCCUGCGAGCGAUUCGCAGUGGAAGUCGAUGGAGAUGGAAAUCGAGACUCUGCUGGCGAGGCUGACGGACGUCAACGAGGCGAUGAGCAGGUGCGCCGCUGCCGCCUCGUCGACGACUUCUGUGGCCCAAAAGCUCACCAGGCACAGAGACAUCCUUCACGAGUUUGCCCAGGAGUUCAAGCGAACAAGGAGUAACAUACUGUCAAAAAGGGAGCAUGCUGAGCUACUUACAUCAGUUCGCAAUGAUAUAAGUGAAUACAAGGCUGCAAGCAGCACACAAUCAGCACCAAGUUUACUGAGAGAGCGUGCUGCUAUACAUGGAAGUAUUUCUCACAUUGAUGAGGUGACCAAUCAAGCGGAGGCAAUAAGGGGUGUAUUGGCAACUCAAAGAAGUACUUUCAGUGAUAUUCAAGGAAAAGUAAAACAAUUGAGUGACAGAUUCCCCAUGAUCCGCAAUAUACUAGGAAUGAUAAAGAGGAAGAAAUCCAAAGACACCAUAAUUCUCUCCGCUGUUAUUGCAGGAUGUACAUUAUUUCUUAUCCUUUACUGGUUCUCCAAGUGACUACCUAUAAUUGUGGCUUGCAAUCAAUUCAAAAUGUUAGCCUCUAAAUCUAUUGUGACGAUUUAGUGGUCUCUGAAUUAUGGCCUCGAGGAGCAAUCUUCCACAGGUGUCCAUUUGCAAGUUUAAGCAUAUAUAUUAGUUCCCAAGGGAGGAUAUGUUGUUGCAAGUUCUCAAAUAAUUUUGGGAUUUGAUUGAUCGACAAAUACAUUUAGUAAUGGAGUAAAGAUUUUCGUGGACAGUAAA